AUGUUUUUUCUAUAUCAUUUAUUUCCUACAUCAACAGAGAGUACACUCGCUCUAUUGGAAUACAAGAAUAUCGAUAACAUCGGAAACAGAAUCUUUCAACCACAGUAUGCAUCAGAUCUAGACGAAUUGAUCAACAAAUCGGUAGUUAACACCAUCGUCUUCGGGGCUUCAGCAUCCAGGGGAAAUACAUCAGUCAAGACAUUUGCAAGAGGAGAGAAAUUCGAGUUCAUCCUAAAGCACGAAAACACAAACCUCACAGGUUCAGUGAGCUGCGCAUUUUGGGACUCGACCAACAAGACGGAGACGCCUUCGGGCUCCUGGUCAUCGAAUGGCUGCGUGGUCGUCAAGAGUAAUCGAACCCAUACCACAUGUGCCUGCGACCAUCUUACUAACUUCGCCAUCCUCCUCGACGUCACAGGCGUCUACCAAGAAAUAUCUGAUGCCCAUAUCACAGCUCUGGAGAUACUAACAAUCGUAGGCUGCUCUGUGUCCAUCGGUUGUCUUGCUAUCUGCGUCUUCGCCUUCAGUUUCUUCAAAUCACUACGGAAUACCCGAACAACAAUCCAUCGCAAUCUGUGUAUCUCCCUCCUGACGGCUCAACUUCUCUUCUUAGUCGGUGUGGAGAGAACGGAGAACGCUAUUGUAUGCUCAGUGAUUGCCGCCAUCCUGCACUACACCUUUCUGUGUUCCUUUGCAUGGAUGGCACUGGAGGGUAUUCAACUAUACAUCAUGCUGGUACACGUGUUCUCAACCAGUAGUAAGGUGUUACCAUACUACCUGGCAGGCUACGGUUUGCCCGCAAUCGUGGUUGCUGUAGCAGGCGGGAUAAGUAAGGGCGAAGGGUACGGACAAGAGCAAUAUUGCUGGCUGUCUACCGAUCGUGGAUUCAUCUGGAGCUUUGCUGGACCUGUCGCUUUCAUCAUCUUGGUGAAUUUCGUGUUCUUGGUAGUGUCUAUCCGUAUCGCCUACUCUGGCCGUGCUGCAGUCAGCAAGGACGCCACCAACUCACAGAAUAUCAAGAUAUGGAUCAAGGGGGCAGUGACUUUGACCUUCCUCCUUGGAAGCACAUGGGGUGUAGGGUUCUUCUUUUUGAGCGGGGCAUCUAUACCCAUGGCCUACGCCUUCGUCGUACUCAAUUCCUUACAGGGAAUGUUCAUCUUCAUCUAUCACUGUUUGGGUAACGACCGAAUCAAGAAGGAGAUGGCCAAGUUUCUACUUCGUCAGCCAUGCCUGCCUGAUUGUCUAAGGGUCAGACUCGAAGUUGUCGCUCGCGUCGGUAGCAAUGUGUACAGCUUAACUCAAAGCUCAACAGUAUCGACCAACAAGAAACCUGACACUGUUGCUCUUUCAGAGAAGAAGAAAGACGUGGUUCAUCCCGUGGUCUGUGUACAGGACGUCGAUGAGGAUGAUGGCAAGCCCAGGUCCUGGCUCUACAACCGUAAUGGAGCCGAGGAGACCAAGGUGAUUCCUCCCUCCGACUACCCUGAACCAGACUACUAUUAAGUCUACAGCGGAAUAAUUAUAUCCAAAUCAUAAGACCCGCUUUUAAACUGUCCAGACUCAAGACUUACCUUUUCCUUACGUUUACCUUUCCUGACAAGUGACGAUUCUAAAAU
Strongylocentrotus purpuratus (purple sea urchin) is the source of this 1616-nucleotide messenger RNA. Its product is annotated as adhesion G protein-coupled receptor L3-like. Lineage: Eukaryota; Metazoa; Echinodermata; Echinoidea; Camarodonta; Strongylocentrotidae. The transcript has 14 exons. Bases 1 to 1503 code for a protein of 500 amino acids. Gene Ontology annotation, cellular component: membrane. The record is from RefSeq and is a predicted model, not a curated record. Gene Ontology annotation, biological process: cell surface receptor signaling pathway; adenylate cyclase-activating G protein-coupled receptor signaling pathway. Gene Ontology annotation, molecular function: G protein-coupled receptor activity.